AUGUGGGAAGGAUUAUGUGGGGGGGGGUGGGAGUGGGUGGGGUGGUGUUGGGGGGGUGGGGUGGGGUGGGGGGGGGUGAUUGGGGGUGGUGGGGUGGGUGUGGGGUUAGGGGUGGGGGAGUGGGGUUGGGGGGAGGGUUGGUGUGUGGGAGGGGGUUGGUGGGAUGGGGGGGGGUGUGGGGGGGGUGAGUGUUUGGGGUGGGGUGGGUGGUGGGAGAGGGGGGGGGUGGGGGGAGGGGGGGGAUGGUGGGGGGGGUUGGGUGGGGUGGAUGGGUGGGGUGGGGGUUGGGGUGGGUGGGUGGUUGGGGAGGGGGGGUGGGGGGAGGGAGGGGGGUGGGGGGGGGGUUGGGGGGUAGGGUGGGGGGGGUGGGGUAGUGGGAGUGUGGGGGGGGUUGGUGGGGUGGGGGGUGGGGGGGGGGGUGGGGGGGUGGGGAGGGGGUGGGUUGGUGGUGUGUGGGGGGGGUGGGGGGUGGGGUGGGGUGGUGGGUUGGUGGGUGGGGGGGUGGGUGAUGAGUGGUGGGGGGGGGGUGGUGGGGGGUGUGGUGGGGUUGUGGGGGGGGGGGGGGGUGGGUUGGGGGUGGGUUGGGGGGGGUGGGGGAUGGGUGGGGGUUGGGUGGGGUGGUGGGGAGGGUGUUGUGGGGGUGGUAGGGGUUGGGGUGGGGGGGGGUGGGUGGUGGAUGUGGUUGUAGGAGUUGUGGGUAGGGUGUGGGGUUAUGGGUGGGAGUGGGGGUGUGGUGGGGUUGGGUGUUGGGGGGGGGGGGGGUUAGGGGUGGGGGGUUGGGGGGGGGUAGGUGUGGGGUGUUGGGGGUGUGUGGGGGGUGGGGUGUGGAGGGGGGGGGGUGGGUGGGUUUGGGUGGGAGUGGGGUGUGGUGUGGGUUGGGGGGGGGGGGUUGGGUGUGGGUGGUGUGGGGGUGGUGGGGAGGGGGGGGUGGGGGUGGGUGGGGGUGGGGGGGGGGGGGUGGUGUGGUGUGGGGGGGUGGUGUGGGGGGUGUGGGGGGUGUGGGGUGGGGUGUGGGUGGUUGGGGGGUGGGGGUUGGUGUGGGGGGGUUUGGGGGGGUGUGGGGGGUGGGGGGGGUGGGGUGUGGGGGGGUGGGGGUAG
Knipowitschia caucasica is the source of this 1098-nucleotide messenger RNA. Lineage: Eukaryota; Metazoa; Chordata; Actinopteri; Gobiiformes; Gobiidae. The record is from the annotation of a GenBank genome assembly.